AUGAGUGAUAUUUGGAUUCUUUGUUGGGGAAAAGGUGUUAUCUCAUUCUUGAUUCAUGUUUUCUCAGUCUGUGGAAAAGCAGAAAACAUCACCCUUCAGAAGACAGUGACCUCUACCAGGUGGCCCUGGCAAGCAGCAAUCUAUCGAACGGCCAAUGGGGUGAAGGAGAACAGUCUCCGGAAAGGGGCCUGGAUCCUUAUCUGCAGUGGGGCCUUGGUGAACGAGCGCACUGUGGUGGUGGCAGCUCACUGCGUCACUGACUUGGGCAAGACCAUCGUCCUCAAGACAGCAGAGCUCAAGGUGGUUCUGGGGAAAUUCUACAGAGAUGAUGACAGGGAUGAAAAGACCAUCCAGAACCUGCGGAUUUCUGCCAUCAUAGUGCAUCCCAAUUAUGACCCUAUAUUACUUGAUUCCGAUAUAGCUAUCAUAAAACUCUUGGACAAAGCCAGAAUCAGCAGUCGUGUUCAACCCAUUUGCCUGUCAUCUUCUCAUGACUUGACUCCAUCCGCAGAGGAUUUAAAAAUAAUGGUUACUGGCUGGAAGGUAUUGGCUGACAUAAAAGAUCCUGGAUACAAGAAUGACACAAUCCGCAUGGGAGCUGUUCGGAUGGUGGAUUCACUGUUGUGUGAGCAACAGUAUGAGGAUAAUGGGAUACAAGUCAGCAUCACUGACAGCAUGUUCUGUGCCAAACAAGACCACACAGCCUUUUCUAAUAUCUGCCCUGCUGAGACUGGUGGGAUUGCAGCCAUAACUUUGCCAGGAAAAGCAUCCCCUGAGCUAAGGUGGCACCUGAUGGGAUUAGUGAGCUGGGGUUAUGAUAAAACUUGCAGCCUAGAACUCUACAGUGGCUACACCAAAGCCCUUCCCUUCAAAGACUGGAUUGAGAAGAACCUGAAAUAAAAAGCUGUGUUUGGAAAUGGCAUUUUAUAACUAUCAUAAUAUCUCUCUCAGUCUCUCCUGCUUUAGGCUUCUCACCCCAGUGAUGAGCCACGUCUGGGAUAAGGUUAAGGCAGACAGCCUGGUAAUUUGUCCUAGGAUCAGAUGUUCCAUCAGGCUACUUUUACUUAACCCAUGACAGAGGGUCUUAGCGCAUGAGAAGUUUUGCCAUAUUUCGCCUGUCUCCCCUGGU
Molecule: messenger RNA, 1129 nt
Organism: Cariama cristata (Red-legged seriema)
Lineage: Eukaryota; Metazoa; Chordata; Aves; Cariamiformes; Cariamidae
Product: inactive serine protease PAMR1-like
Exons: 2
Coding region: 1-900 (299 amino acids)
Biological process (GO): proteolysis
Molecular function (GO): serine-type endopeptidase activity
Source: RefSeq, a predicted model, not a curated record